UCGCUCGUCCGUUAGAAUCCUCGACCCCUCCUCUACGUCCCUAGUCCGAUCGAUCCCAUCUAUUUGUACCACCACGCCUAAGUUGCGCAAGCCUGAUGCUGUAUGUCCUUUUUAGCGGGUCUAGUCCCCUGCGCAGCCUCUACGUAGCACUACACAUGGCAUGAAUGCUAAAGGAGAGCGCUCUGCAGGAGAAACCCUCCGAUGCGUCAUAUCCAGCUGCAGCAGGAUUCUUCGGGGCACUCACUUGCACCAUCCAAAGCUGCGGGCUGUAGUGCUGUUGAUUCCUAGCCUUCCUUUGCUUGCGGUCCCGAUGGCCUGGGCCAGAGCCAAUAAGCUCAGUCGUGAUGCCAAAAUUGGAAUUUCCACGUGGGCUCUAGCUGCCGCCCAUCUGAACCAAACUGCCGGGAUUUGCCAGCGAGCGCCACGGGGAAUAAAGCUCCAGCCCAGCACAUACUAUGUACAUAUACACGCAAAACUACCAACAAGCAUCUAUCGUUUCGCUACAGCGUAUUACCGCGGACCGCUCCCUGUCGCGGAAGACCGGGAAGCUUGGACGUGUAAUACAAGCAUGUAUGUACGAGUAGUCGUAGUGGUACUAGCUAAUGUUACCAGACGGCGCCAUGACAACCCCCUUGACAGCUUGACAGCUCCCCCAAAUGCCCAGCACCACUCCAAAGACAGCGAAGCACCUAUUAGCCGUUUAAUAGCUCGUCGGCGAACGGUGAUGGGACCUUUGUGGGCUGGUUCCAUGCCACCACCACCGCCGCCGCGGGCCAUGGAGAUGGAGCUCUCUCUGCACAUAGUCCUCUUUCGGCCCACCGCAGACGCCGUCGAAUCACAGACCCAUACAAACUAUUCCCCCUUGCGAGUAUCCGCUGCGGACUGGAAGCCUUCUUGGCCCCCCUUGACCAUGUCUUUUUCACCCAUACCCAUCAAAGAGCAUGGCGUAUUAGCAUGUGGCGUGGUUCCACCUAGCAUGGCGGAAAGAAGCUAUCCGCUCCCCAUGGCCAAGCCGGAGACGAGUACUACUCGGUAUGCUAGUCUGGAAGGGUGCCAGUUCAUCAGCUAUGCACGUAAAUGACAAGUGAGGGGACUAGCAAGCAAGAAAUUGUCUACCUUUGGCGAGAGAUUAUUAAGGGUCAAGAUGGCCGCAGACUGUGGCCUCUUAUGAGCAAAACAUACUAAAAGGGCAAUCGUG
Molecule: messenger RNA, 1198 nt
Organism: Trichoderma asperellum CBS 433.97
Lineage: Eukaryota; Fungi; Ascomycota; Sordariomycetes; Hypocreales; Hypocreaceae
Source: RefSeq, a predicted model, not a curated record